CACUAUAAGAUGUGUGUAGAACAUUCUCGCCGAUUCUUCGCCAGACAUGUGGUCCAUCAUCUUUAAAUAAGAGGUUGAUGUAGUUUUCGCAAUUUCGAACCAAAAAGUUUUAUAAUCUUUGUUCUCUCUUAUUGAAGCAUUUUGUUUUGUAAGAAAAAGCAUACCAUGGUAGUGAAGGUGUAUGGUCCUCAAUGUGCCUCAGCCAAACGGGUUCUGGUUUGUCUGAUUGAGAAGGAAAUUGAAUUUGAGGUUGUCCCUGUUAAUGUCUUGACGGGAGAACACAAAGAUCCUCAGUACCUCAAAUUACAGCCUUUUGGAACUGUUCCUGUCAUUCAAGAUGGAGACUAUACCCUUUAUGAAUCUCGAGCUAUAAUGAGAUACUAUGCUGAAAAAUACAGAUCUCAAGGAGUUGAGUUACUUGGAAAAACAAUAGAAGAAAAGGGUCUUAUAGAGCAAUGGUUAGAAGUUGAGGCACAUAGCUAUAAUCCACCAGCAUACAACUUGACGGUUCAUGUUUUGUUUCCUGCACUAGCAGCUAGCAAGACUUCGGAUCCUAAGGUGAUUGAAGAGAGUGAGGCAAAGCUUGGGAAGGUGUUGGACAUUUAUGAAGAGAGGCUUUCAGAGAGCAAGUAUUUGGCUGGUGAUUUUUUCAGUCUUGCUGAUUUGAGUCACCUUCCUUUUACUGAUUAUAUUGUUAAUAAUAUGGGGAAAGAGUAUUUGAUUAAGGAUAGGAAACAUGUUAGUGCUUGGUGGGAUGAUAUAAGUAGUAGACCGUCGUGGAAGAAGGUUCUUGAGUUGUAUAAACCUCCCAUUUAAGUGCUUAAGUGCGUGUUCGGUUUCACGAUGAAUCGAUUUUAUCAAACUCAAAAGUGGAAUUGGUAUUGUUGAAGAGAAUAAAUGUGGUUGUAAUAAUAAGUUUGAAGGGAAGUGAGAGAUUUAGGAACAUAGUGGAUUGUUGUCCACUAUUAAUUGUUUUUCUCUUAUGAAUUUUAGUAAUGUUGAAGUUA
Lathyrus oleraceus (garden pea) is the source of this 1007-nucleotide messenger RNA. RefSeq names its product glutathione S-transferase F9. NCBI's taxonomy places the organism in Eukaryota, Viridiplantae, Streptophyta, Magnoliopsida, Fabales, Fabaceae. Gene Ontology annotation, biological process: glutathione metabolic process. The coding region runs from base 166 to 816 and encodes 216 amino acids. The record is from RefSeq and is a predicted model, not a curated record. Gene Ontology annotation, molecular function: glutathione binding; glutathione transferase activity. Gene Ontology annotation, cellular component: cytoplasm. The transcript has 3 exons.